AACAAUUCUAUUGACAAAACUAACACCAAUGCUACGCUAGCUCUAAAGACUCACUUAUUUUACAUUUAAUUUUUGAUUCAUAUAAUGGAGAAACCAGGACCAGCAGGAGAUGACACGUUUGAGUCCUUGGAGGAGUUCCAGAUGGUCCUCAAUGAGCUUGUUGGGGAUAAGAGCAUGGACCAGAUCCGGGUGGAGUAUGAGAAACUCAUUCAUGCACUGAAGAAAUCCCGGGAGAAUGAGAGGAGGCUAAUGUCCAAAUGCAGGGAGCUGAAUGCAGAGAUUGUGUCCACCUCAACCAAAGUCUCAGCUGCCCUGAAGCUGUCCCAGGAAGAUGAGACAACAAUUACUUCACUAAAGAGGGAGCUGGAUAAAGCCUGGAAAAUGGUUGAUGCUGCUCAUGAUAAAGAGAAAAAGGACAAAGAGACCAUCGGGAAUUUAAAAGAAGAAGUUGCCAACCUAACAAAAAUGGCUGAACAACAAACUGGCCUCUAUAUGGACCAAAGGCAGAGCGAUCUACUAAAAAUGAAUGAGGAGGUGACCAAGGAGAGGGACCAGCUGCUGACAACAGUGGAGAGUCUGAGAGAAAAACUGAACAAGGUCAUCGCAACCCAGCAGGAGGUAGAGGCCCAAAAGGAGAGUGCUCUAGAGAAUAUCUCUCAGCUCCAACAGGAGCUUCAAGUGCAACAGAAUGAGAUUUCCCGGGAGAUGAGGUUGAAGGAAAAGCUGGACAAGGAGGUGAAGCAGCUGCAUGUCAACAUGGAGACCAAGAUGGGGGACAUCAAAGCUCUGAAUCUGCAGGGCCAAAGGGCCAAAGAGGAGCAGCAGAGAUUGGAGCAGCAGCUGAAAGAGCUGAAGAUCUUGAACGAGCGAGCCACCAAGGAGCUGGAGCAGAUGCAAGUAAAGAACACCAAGCUGCAGCAGGAGUGUGAGCAGCUCUCAUCAGUCAAAGAACACCUGUCUUUAGAAAACCAGCAGAACACAAAUGAACUCAAGAUGAGAGAAGAAGAGGUGAAUCAGAUGCGCCAGGAGAUUGCCAAACAAACAAAGAUGAGAGAAGCCAUCCAGAAAAAAUUUCACCAGAUGGAGGAUCAGAAAGCUGAUGUGGACGUGCAGAAGGAGACAUUGAAAGCUCAGAUCGUUGGUCUGGAGAAGGAUCUUGAAUCUUCCCAAAAGCAAGUUGAAGCUGACAAGAAAACCAUAGACGAGCUGAUCAGAGAGAGAGACAUCUUGAAUAAGAACACGAUCAAAGCUGCGCAGUCGACUGAGAAACAGCAGAACCUGGUGAAGCUCCUCGAGCAGGACAAGAAAACCUUGGAACACGAGACCAGCGGCUACCGGCAGGAGGCCCAGAAGCAGCGCAAGAUCAUCCAGCAGCUGGAGAAAGAACGAGACCGCUACAUCAACGAGACCAGCAACCUCAUGCAGAAGGUGCAACAAAAAAUGAAUGACGUAGAAGUAAAAGAGAUGGAGAUAUUUGACUGGAGGAAGAAGGUCACUGAGGCAGAGUGCAAGCUCAAACAGCAAGAGAACCUGCUGGAGUCUGUCGUGUCUGAAAGAAACCUGUACAGUAAAAACCUCAUCGAGGCUCAGGAAGAGAUUGCAGAGAUGAAGAGGAAGAUGAAGACCAUGAACAACCAGGUCACCCGGUUGAGAGAUGAGAUCACUGGGAAGGAGCUGGCCCUUGCCAAAGAUCAGCAGGAGCACAAGCGCUUAGAGAAGGAUAAUGAGACUCUCAAGGGGGAGCUGCAGAUGAUUAAGCUUCAGCUGGAGGAAACAAAGCAGCGCAUUGACAGUCAGAAAGCAGAGCAACAAAAACUGCAGAAGAUUAUAGCCGACGGUGAUGACGAGCAAAUCCGACAGAGGAAACAACUGGAACAGGUGAUCAGAGAGCGGGACAACCUGGGCAAGCAGCUGCUACACCGCAACGAUGAGCGUGCCCUGCUGUAUGAGAAGAUCAGGAUCCAGCAAUCGAUCCUGAGCAAGGGGGACUUCCACUACAACCAGAGGAUGGAAGACAUCCACCUCCUCAAGCUGGAGAUCAAGAGGCUCCGGCGCAAGAAGAACAUCCUGGACAAGACUGUACCCAACACACAGGACUUGAGACGAGAGCUGUUCCACCUGCAGAGGGAGCUGCUCAGAGAAAGGACGAGGAACAGUGUGCUGGAGGAACAGCUGAAGCCCAUAAAUAUUCAUAGAUGGAGACGACUGGAGGGCAGUGACCCCAGCAAAUACGAACUCAUCCAGAAGAUUCAGUCCUUACAGAAACGACUGAUCGCCAAAACUCAAGAGCUUGAGGAAAGAGAACUCCUAUUACAGGAAAAGGAGAAGCUGUAUGUGGAGCUGAAGCACAUUCUGGCCCGGCAGCCGGGUCCAGAGGCAGCGGAGCAGCUCCAGCAUUGCCAGUGGACGAUCAGAGAGAGAACCAAAAAGCUCAAGGCGUUGAUAGCUGAGCUGAGAGUGGUCGACUCAAAGAUGAAUGAGUACAAAAGUGAGAAUCAAAGAUUGGCCAAUGAGCUGGCAAACAUCAAGAAGAAGUACCUGAGCCAGAAAAAGCUUCACAGUGAGCAGAGUACCAAGACCAAGGUGGAGCAGCUGGAACCACUGCCACAGCUGAGCAGCAAACCACACUUCACUGGAGGAGGCUUCAGGAUCGACAACCCUAAAGAAAGAAAGAAGACACCGACAUUGGGAGCAAAUGCAAGCUUGAUUUCAAAUUUUGAUAUGAGUUUUCUUCAUGUUACCCAUAUUCUCUCUGUGCUAAACAGGUUCAAAACAAUAAAUCCUCUUUUGGAUGUGUUAUUCCACUCAGGUCUAUGUCAGAGUGAUUCAGCAGGUGAAAGGGGGGCAGCUGGUGUCAUACAGCUGCUCAUCCGAGGGUUUUGCAGCGGAGGGAGGCUUAGACACAGAUUUUCCUUGUCUAAGCAGGUCCUGUCUACACACCAAGCCAUAACAUCGGCAGCACGUCUACUGCAGGGCUCAGAGAUUCACCUGACAGGGGACAGCAUGGAAGCCCCUCUUGUGUGUUUGGAUGAGGAGUUUGAGGACCUCCGGCCCUGCCGGAUGGAUGAGCUGGACCAUCCAGCACUCAACCACUCCUCUUACUCCACCACCAGCACCGUCCCCCUGGCCUCCAUCACCCGCGAGGACUUCUCUGAGCUGGAGAACUUCUCUGAGAUGAUGAGCUUCAAGUCGAUGGAGGACCUGGUCAACGAGUUCGACGAAAAGCUCAACGUCUGCUUCCACAAUUACAACACCAAGACGGAAGGCCUGGCGCCCAUACGCAGCCAGUCACACAACCAAGAGGAUGAGGAGCGGCUGCAGGAUGAAGAUGUUUGGGACGCUCUAACUGACAACUACAUCUGCACCUGGGACAGCCCCGACUCAGAGGGACUCAACGGCAAUCUUUCUGAGCAGGAGAUUCACGAAAAAGAGGAGGAGGAGAUGAACGAGAAGAAUGACAACGCCAACUGCCUGAGUGAAGAGCCUCUCAUCACAGCUGAUCAGGUAAUUGAGGAGAUAGUUGAGAUGAUGGAGAACUCUCCAGAUCCCGGAGAAACUGAGGAGGAGGACGAGGAGGAGAGCAGCCACUGCUCCCCCAGGACCAACCCCUCCCUGCUGGAGGAGAUCAGACAGCUGUCCCAGGCCUCCAACAACAACUGCUCCUAUGAAGGCUUGAGUCUGAUGCCCAGCUCUGCGCUGGUGGAACUGCUGCACCGGGUGGAGGCUGCAAUCCGUGAGUACUCAGAGGAGCUGGUCAGCCAGUUGGCUCGGCGUGACGAGCUGGAGUUCGAGAAAGAGGUGAAGAACACGUUCAUCACGGCCCUGAUGGAGGUGCAGAACAGGCAGAAGGAGCAGCGAGACAGCAGCAAACGCAGACGCCGGGACAAGGCCCUGAGCCUGCAGGGGCCGGGGACGGUGGCGACUGUGAACGCUGGGAAUACAGGCUCCACGGUCCGCACGGAGAAGACAGGGACCAUGCCUGCCAAGCGUUUCAGCAUGGAGGGACUGUCCAACAUCCUGCAGACGGGCAUCAGACAGACAUUUGGAAGCACAGGGAAUGACAAACAGUAUCUAAACACAGUCAUUCCAUUUGAGAAGAAAGGCACCCCUCCAUCUGUUGACGACCUGCAGAUGCUCACAAAAAUUCUUUUUGCCAUGAAGGAGGACAGUGAGAAGGUGCCUACACUGCUAACUGACUACAUAUUAAAAGUCUUGUGUCCUACCUAAAGCACCGCCAGGCCAGGGGCCACAGUGUGAUGGAGAAUUCUUCCUCCUCCUCCAGGGCUUUUUCCAACCCUCCUCGCCUCUGGCCCGAGCUGCAUGACCUCCCCUCUUUUACCAUUAUCAACCAUGGAUACUCACCAUCGGCAUUAUCGUAUUCACCUCAACUAUGACUACUGCCUUUCGCUGAGCUCACCUUCUCCUCUCCUGCACAUUAAGCUCAGGCCAGACCCCCCCGAAUGGCCGCCAUCUGAAUACUUAAACAAGUGGGACAAGCCAAGCCCACUUUUAAAGGACUUCACUAAUGGAGCAUGACAUGCUAUUAACAAUCACAACACCACUUUGGUACAGGGAUAAAAAUGUUACCACAGCUUUCUUUUCCAUAAUUUCUUUACUGUUUUUUCUUCUUUUUUUCAUUUCCUGUGAAAGAAUUUAAAUGUUGUCAAGUUCUGACUCUUAUUCAUAAACUGACCUCUUAACCACUGGGUUCUGUUGACUGUUCAUUGGUUCAUAAGGACUACACUGUAAGAUGAAUGACAUGCCAUACUGCAUCCUCAUGUGAUCAUCUCCCUGUGUUGUUUCAGAUGAAAAAAGGAAUUCAUUUGAAUACAAAAGCCAUGCACCUUUUCUGCCAACUUAGUACUGUAGCUCCAUGUGAAUGAACAGAAACACAACUAUUACGGGUGCAGUGCAGUGCAUUACACGGCUUUCUUUUUGGGGUUUCUUUUUCUUUAUAUUUUACUCUCUGAAUAUCCAGUGCUCUUCUCUUUUUGUAAUUUCUUUUAAUUUGUAUCUAAAUAUUUGAUAUAAACUGUGUUGCAGAUUUUCUACUUUUAUUUACUGUGUCAUCAGAGUGACAGGCUACCAUGCAUUCCACCCUGCUCAGCCACGUGGAGGUGUAUCACUGACUUUUCCUUGGAUAUCAUCCCCUGAAGAGACGAGCUCAUUUCAGUAAAGGCGUGCAUAUUUGCAUAUUAGCAUAUUUAUGACUUCCUUUGCGCCAUGUAGGUGAAUGUUACAUCGCUAAUCGCAAAUUCUAAUAAACAUUCUACCCUAAUGGUGUGUGCGUUUGCUGUCUUUACCUCGUGAGUUUAGCAGGUCACGUGAUCAAUGCUGAUGUAAGAAGGCUAACGAAACAAGCUGCACAUGGUGAUGCAAACAGACUCUCUGCUGCAUGUUUUUUCUUCAGAUAAUGUAUCAAAAACAUUUAACAAAGUAGCAUUUGUUCUAUCUUAA
This is a messenger RNA of Thunnus maccoyii (southern bluefin tuna), 5457 nucleotides long. RefSeq names its product fasciculation and elongation protein zeta 1 (zygin I) (gene fez1). Gene Ontology annotation, cellular component: axon; cytoplasm; cytoskeleton. The transcript has 29 exons. The record is from RefSeq and is a predicted model, not a curated record. Lineage: Eukaryota; Metazoa; Chordata; Actinopteri; Scombriformes; Scombridae. Bases 85 to 4227 code for a protein of 1380 amino acids.